AUGACAGAUCAAGGCUACAUAUCAUCUGGAUCAGGCAGCGGCAGGGUAUCAGGUGGUGAAGGGGGAGAUAGGAAUUCGAUCGUCUUGAAAGUGGGAAUGGUAGGAGAUUCACAGAUUGGUAAAACUUCAUUGAUGGUGAAAUACGUCGAAGGGAGUUUUGAUGAGGAUUAUAUACAAACGCUAGGGGUAAAUUUCAUGGAAAAAGCAAUAACGAUACGAAAUACUGAAAUAACAUUUUCGAUAUGGGAUCUAGGUGGUCAGAGGGAAUUCGUAUCGAUGUUACCACUAGUAUCGAAUGAUGCGGUCGCGAUUUUGUUCAUGUUUGAUUUGACGAGGAAGGCAACUUUGAACAGUGUCAAGGAGUGGUAUAGGCAAGCUAGGGGUUUCAACAAGACCGCUAUACCAGUACUUAUAGGGACGAAAUACGAUCAAUUUGCCUCAUUCCCUCGUGAGGAACAAGAAGAAAUCACAAAGCAAGCUAAGCGGUUCUCCAAAGCUAUGCAUGCUCCAUUGAUAUUCUGUUCGACAUCGCAUUCCAUAAACGUACAGAAGAUCUUCAAAAUUGUUCUAGCCAAAGCAUUUGAUUUGAAGUGCGUCAUACCGGAAAUAGACGAAGUGGGAGAACCAAUCUUGUUAUACGUCGAUGUAUGA
This is a messenger RNA of Kwoniella botswanensis, 651 nucleotides long. Its product is annotated as septum-promoting GTP-binding protein 1. NCBI's taxonomy places the organism in Eukaryota, Fungi, Basidiomycota, Tremellomycetes, Tremellales, Cryptococcaceae. The transcript has 7 exons. Gene Ontology annotation, molecular function: GTP binding; GTPase activity. The record is from RefSeq and is a predicted model, not a curated record. The coding region runs from base 1 to 651 and encodes 216 amino acids.